ACGCUCCGCCCUCAGCGGAGCGCCAUCUCAGUGAGUCGACUGACUUCGCUGGCACAGCUAGUGAGUGACGGAGUGCAUGAGGUAGAGUCAGUGACAUGGUACAGUGAUACAGUGAGUCGGAGGCUCGGUUGACUAACUCUAUGAUGAACGCGAGCCACUAGAGUCGAGGGUACAGUGAUCACUGACUGUAUGAUGAAUGAGCGGGAGUAGAGUCAAGAUAGCGGGUCGCAUGGUGCUGGAGGGCGGGCUGCCGGCGCCGCUGCAGCUGUACGCGGCGGCUGCGGCGCUGCCCCGCCCGGCCUGGCCGCCUUUCCUGCCCUUCUUCGGGGUCCCGCCGCCCUUCCUCCAGCGGCCGAGACAUCCGCCGCCUCACGGACCCCCGAGCGAGGACUCCAACGAAGACGCCGCGAGCACUAAAGGUGGUCUCGCUGAUGAUGAUGGCGAUAGCGGCAAGCGACGCCGCUCCCGCACCAACUUCAACUCCUGGCAGCUGGAGGAGCUGGAGAGAGCGUUCCUUGCGUCCCACUACCCGGAUGUAUUCAUGAGGGAGGCGCUGGCGAUGCGCCUUGACCUCAAGGAGAGUAGAGUUGCCGUAUGGUUCCAAAACCGCCGCGCGAAGUGGCGUAAGAAGGAGCACACGAAGAAGGGUCCAGGUCGACCAGCUCACAACGCUCAUCCUCAGAGCUGUUCCGGGGAACCGAUCCCACCCCACGAGCUGCGAGCCAGGGAGAGGGCGAGAAGAAGAAAGAAGCUGGCAAAAGCUCUUGAGAGACAGGCGAGGAAGCUUCGAGCCAAAGGCAUCGCGGUAGAUCUCGAGGCCUUGAAGGCCGAAUAUUUAGCACAGCACAGAAACAGCGGUUUGUACUCCGACUCGGACGGAGACAUAGAUGGAGAAGAAUGUAUGAUAGAUGUAGUCGGCGGGGACUCCUGCCACGACUCAGGUCCCGAGGACUUCUCACUAUCAGGACGUCUCCGAGCCCCGCCCGGAGCGGACGCUAUCAAUCAUUCAGACAGCUCCACAUCGGAUGGCCACUCGGCGCGUAACUUCAGCCCGCUGCCGGACCCGCAGACAUCAUUCUUCAAACAGUUCACAUCAGCCGCCACAAACUUCGACAAAUUCGACUUCGACUCCGGCCGAGCCGUUUCCUUAGACCUCAGCGGUAGUUCCAACACGGAACAGGGUUUAUCCAAGAGCGGGGGCGCGAGGAAGCACAAUCCGUUCAGUAUAGAAUCUCUCCUUAACACGUGAAAAUGACUUUAGAGCGGCCCACAGAGGCUACCGGAUGUUGAUUUUUCUCUUAAACCGGCGUCAAGUGAAAUGUUCCUUUGCUUUAAUGUAACUGAUUAUUGUUAGUCCUAAUCUUCGUUUAAGACUUAAAAUUUUACAUAUCUCUUUGUGAAUAUUAGUCGGUAUAUGUAUUAUAUAGAUUAUAGUGUAGUGUAAAUAGUUAUUAUAUUUAUUCCUUCAUUUCGAUUUUUAUAUCUCACAAACUCUGGGGCAAUAUCAUUUUAUUAUUGUUUGUUGAUUAUUCGGUAUUUUAUUUUUUUUCAUAUUAAAUAAUUGUCUAUACUUUUUUUAUAUAUAUGAUAUCUUAAUAACAAACCAAUGGCAACUAACUGUCCAUGAUAUAUGGGGAUAGUCGAGUGGUUUGGAACACCAUGGCUUAUAUGUAAAGGUUAGCGCGUAUCGUUUCGUGUUCCGAGUAAUGCCAAUACUAGGUACCUUCCAUAAGAGGAUGGUAAAUUUUAUUAGCUGGUGCAAUAUACAAGACUUUCCCUUACUUAAUAUUAAAUUAAUUUAAUAUAUAUUUUUAAAGCAGUUCGUCUGAACAUUUACAAAUAUUUUAAUUGUUCUCGUAAUCGAAUAUAAUUAAUACCACAUUAAAUACACUAACACAGACGACGACAGAUAUAUAUAUAUAUAUAUAUAUAUAUAUAUAUAUAUAUAUAUAUAUAUAUAUAUAUAUUCCAUACAUUCAACUACAUACAUACUAAUAAGUAUUUAAAUGACUCGUAAUAGCUUUCAUCCCGGUUUCUAAGAAAAUUCGCUUUUAUUAAAUUAUUUGGAAUGAGAAUAAACACAAUACACUCAAGAAUCGUAAAAGGGUAAUUAGUUUCUGGACGGAAUGAACGCUCGAUAACAGCCAAUUAGCGCAACACGACCGCGUUAUAACGAUUUUUGUGCAACUUAAACAACCGCAGAGACUUCCAAUAAUAUAAUACUAUAUAAGAACUAUUGUGACUUUAUUUUAUUAUAUAAAUAUUCAUAUUUAUAUAUGUUUGGUAUUAUUUAGGAAGGAUUUAUUUAUAGGUGUUCUGUCUGAUCUUUCAAAGCAACUUGAUGAAACAUAAUCUCAUAGCUGGCUUAAGGCAUAUUAUAGGUACGCGUGCGGCAUUUUAACAAUAUAUUUUUUUUAUUUAAUAGUUAGUUCAAUAGAGGUAUUUACAAAAAACUGUUACACAAUAAAGAGAAUUAUUAACAAACGAAAUAAUAUUCUCCGGAAAAAGAAAAACUAUUUAUGUUAUUCAUAUUAUGGUAUGUACAACGUAUUUUUUUUUUUUUUAUAAAAACUUUACAAAGAACCGUUCAACGGAAUAUUUUAUUCUGCCACAGGAUUUCGUAAGACAGAUCAAUAGCUUUUCAAAUAUUUUGUUUCGCGUGGAGCAACUGUAUAUUAUAUUAAAAUAAGAUAUUUGUAUGCGUUUUGGUAAUGGAUUUAUAUAAUAGAAAUAGACGUAGGAAACACUAAUGUAUAUUUUGUAGCAGAAAAAAAUAUAUUAGGUACAAAAUAAUUAAGUUAAUUUAUAUCAAUAGUUGUAAAAGACGUGAUACGUGGAAUUGUAAAUGAUCACAUUGGAUAAGAUGUAAAAAGUUAUGUGAGUAAUUUAUUGAAUCAAAAUAUAACAUUAUUAAACACA
Messenger RNA from Danaus plexippus (monarch butterfly), 2919 nucleotides. RefSeq names its product homeobox protein unc-4 (gene OdsH). NCBI's taxonomy places the organism in Eukaryota, Metazoa, Arthropoda, Insecta, Lepidoptera, Nymphalidae. The record is from RefSeq and is a predicted model, not a curated record. Gene Ontology annotation, biological process: regulation of DNA-templated transcription. Gene Ontology annotation, molecular function: DNA-binding transcription factor activity, RNA polymerase II-specific; sequence-specific double-stranded DNA binding. Bases 197 to 1249 code for a protein of 350 amino acids. The transcript has 4 exons.